This is a messenger RNA of Callorhinchus milii (elephant shark), 1050 nucleotides long. RefSeq lists its product as uncharacterized. The transcript is spliced from 3 exons. The record is from RefSeq and is a predicted model, not a curated record. Bases 50 to 859 code for a protein of 269 amino acids. Lineage: Eukaryota; Metazoa; Chordata; Chondrichthyes; Chimaeriformes; Callorhinchidae.
GUGCGGAGGGGCAGUGGGAGUGUGGAGGUGGGGUGUGGGGGGGGUUUCCAUGUGGAAAACGUCUCCGAAAAUGGACCUUCUCCCAGUUUUGUUUCUGAUCCUCCCGGUGACCGUUCACUCGGCUGUUCUAUCAGAAUCGGUCCUCGCGCAUGUCAUCGCCAGGUUUGAGAAGGAAGCGAAAGCCAACAAGGUGACUCAGGAAGGGAACUUUGCUGUAUUAAUGGUCCUCUCUGCGCCCCAGUGCCUGGGGGAGCGUCCCCUGGAGUUCAUACCCAACAAGCCGGCCGAGAAGGGGAGAGAGUCCGACCCCAUCAUCUCCGAAAAGGCCGAGAUCUUCCUGGCGGACCCCGAGGCCAACUACGUGGCUGUGUACCCUACGGGGGCUAUGCAGAGCGCAGAGAGCAAGCUGCUAUACCCACCCCAGGGGGAGGGCAAGGGCCGGGCCAGCGUGGCCAUGAGGCUGGAGGAGCUUCUCCGAGCUCGGGGGUUCGAGUUGGGCUGCGUCCUGCUGUUCUCCCGGCGUCUGCCCAGCGCCCCGGCAUGCGAGCACGGCGACACCUCGUGCGGGGUGGCCCCCGGCCUCCGCCACGCGCCCUUCGUCACGGCCUGGGCCGGGGAGCACGUGGGCCGGUACAUGGCCUACGGCUCGGUGCGUCACGCCAAGCUGGAGCCCGAGGAGGCCAAGGCGGAGCUGGAGAGGGUCUCCCGGGAGCACUUCCAUGUGAGGAGAUGCGAGCUGCAGGAUGAGGUGGCCGGCCGGUGCCAGGUCUGCUAUGCUCCGGACUUCUGCGUCCGCUUCUCUUCCGCUCUUCGGGUGAGGAUCCCGGGCAGGGCAGGGAAAGAGGCCAGAGUUUUCUAAACUGCCCUCCAGCUCGGUUCCCCAGUCGUAAUCUCCUGCGUCGCUCUUCCCUCCAGCUUUCCGCAGCUUCAGUCCGUCUCUAACCCUGACCCGGGGGGUGUGGAUGGACAGUUUAGAGGGAGCUUCACUCUGACUCUAUACUUGAUUAUUAUUAUUACGCAAGCGUCACAUAAUAAUAAUAAUAAUCCUUG